Molecule: messenger RNA, 472 nt
Organism: Tuber aestivum (summer truffle)
Lineage: Eukaryota; Fungi; Ascomycota; Pezizomycetes; Pezizales; Tuberaceae
Source: the annotation of a GenBank genome assembly
AUGGCCAAAGCCCAACAAAUACAAUCAGCGGCUAUUCCUGUCACUCUCCGACCCAUCCAAACGGUAAACAUUAAUCCUACCAACGUCAAUACUACCCCUCGUGGCUCAGCGGAGAAUCACGUUGUGUCCAACAGGCGUGGGCAAAUGCAAGGUUAGCCGUACACACUCUUUCCCCCACCCGGCACCAAUGGUGCGAACUAACAAUCACCGUCGUUUCCCCCAAUAGAGGCACAACCCCCGAGAGAUCUCCAACACGUAAGGGAAUGGGUGCUUGCCAUGAAUAGCCCUGAGACGAGCAUUGGAAGGCAGGAGAGGAUCGCAGAGGGUAUACGUCAGAUCGCCGCCCUCACUCGCACCCGAGAUAAUCAUCGGGAUAACGGCAGCGGCGAUGGGCAAGAUGGGGGGGCCCAUUGUCCGGCCACCGACGGCCACUGCCAGGAGCAGGGUUACGGCCCGUACGGGAUUCACAUAG